Candidula unifasciata is the source of this 3795-nucleotide messenger RNA. The record is from the annotation of a GenBank genome assembly. Lineage: Eukaryota; Metazoa; Mollusca; Gastropoda; Stylommatophora; Geomitridae.
AUGGCACCACUGUCUUGGCCUGUAAUUGAAAGAGUCAAUGUGGACUCAAUAUCAGAUGAGCAGGCAGAUGAACUCUUUGAUCUGUUGAAAACUGCAAAAGUGGAUGAUGACGCUGAUAAUACGAGAGUUAGGAAGCUCUUUACAGUCACACAAGUUAUUAUGAUACAAAGAAACCAACUUUUCGAGGAUGCCAUGAAUGAAGCAGAAGCCGAAGCAAAAAAGUCACUGAAAAGAGAACAAGAGCUGAAAAAAGAGCUAGAAAAAGCACAUAAGGAAAUUGAAGAGCUUAAGAAAUUUGGCCCUGAAGGAGGUGCUUCAAGAGAUACAAGGUUCCUACGGGAGCAGAUUAGAGAGUUAGAGGAAAGCAAUGAUCAACUGAAACAGGAAGUUAAAGAUCUUAAUAGAGACCUAAAUAUUGAGAAACGUGCAGCUGAAAAGUACAGUGAAAGAAUCAGUGAAGUUGAGAGAGAAUUAAAAGAAACCAGAGAAGAGAAUGAUCAGUUGCGGCAAGAUCUCAGUGAUUACAAGAUGCAGAUGCAAACCCAGAGGGACAGUAUUGUGUCACGGAGAGGGGAAGAUGCUGAAUUCAAGGAAAAACUUGCUAAAAAGAAUCGAGAGCUUGCAGAAACCAUGGAGGAAUUGCAGAAUGUGUCAGAUGCAAAUGAUCUGCUACAGAAAAGAUGUGACGAUCUUCAGAGAAAUCUGGAAGAUGCCAUAUUACAGAUGGACAGAACACGUGAGGACUACUUAAAACUCAAGAGUGUUCUCCAACAAAGUGAUGCUGUUACAGAUGCUCUCAGAGAAGAAAAUGAAAUUCUGAAAAAUCAGAUUCAAGACCUUACUGAACAGAUUCAGUCCAAAGGAGAAGCAGAUGAUGUUAUUAUGGUUGCUGUUAAUCAAAAAGUGGAUGAGUGGCAAGAAAUUAUGCAGGAAAAAGAUUUUCAAAUAAACAACCUCCAGGAACAACUCUUCCGCAUGAAAGAUCAACUUAUUGCUGCAAACAUGGAUUCAGACAAGGUCACUGUGUCUGCCUUGAGUGAGGUUUUAAAAGACAAGGAUAAACAGAUUGCAGACCUCACUGAGAAAAUUCACCAGUACACAUCAGAAAUGGAAGCAAAUGCAGCCAUCAUUGAAGACCUCAACAACGAAUUGCGCAAAAUGGGUUCAUCACCUGGAGAUAGAUUACAGAAGCAGCUGAGAGAGUUGCAGCAGGAAAACAGACAAUACAAAGAGAAUUUACAACAUCUGGAGGAGGAUAUUAAGAAGGCUGAAGAGGAUUGCAGAAGUAAAGACAAGCAACUGAGUGAACUUUUGGAAAGGAUGAGGCAAUAUGAAGAAGGUGAAUAUGGACUUUCAGAAGCAGUAGCUGAAAUCAAAAGCUCCAAAAAUCAGAUUAAAGUGAGAGAAAGAGAAAUUGAAGAAUUGACUCAGUACAUCAAUAAGGCGGAGAUGAAAAUUAAUGAAAUCUUGGAUGAAAAUGAAGAACUGCGGUACAAGCUCGGCAUGGACCCCAGAGAGCCCUUAGAUUUGACAGAGUUAAGAAAGAACAAAGCAAUUAGACAAGAAGAACUGAAGGCAAUUAACUUCACUUUGCAGAGAGAGAUUGAAGCACUAGAAGAAGAAAGAAUUGAAGACAAGAAGAGGAUUAGAAAGCUUGCUCAGCAGUUAGGGCAAAGAGCUGUAUCUUUGGGUCUUACUGCUGAAGAUCUGCUCUCAGUGCAGGACUACACUGAUACUCUCAGAGUGAAACGACUCGGUGAGAAAGCACAGCAGUCUACUGCAGUACUCAUACGAGAACAGGUUCAAAAAGAAGAGAAACUACUUAUGGGCAAAGAAUUUGAGAGAGACUUUAAAGAAAAUGCUGUGGAACUCCAUAAACUGGAAAAAGAGGUAUUGCAGUUGAAAGCUCAGAACCAGCAGGUCAUGAAGGACAAUGCAAAUCUGGAAGCAGGCUUUACGGAGGUGAUGCAAGCCUUGAAAAAUGUUAAAGCUGAUGGGAAAGAUGUAACAGCUCCAUCAGGGCAGUUUCCAACCAUUGAAAAAAUGUUGGCUGCAAUUGAAGCAAAGAAAAUUCUUGGCAACUAUGAUACAACUUACUACUUAAAAGAACAAGUUGAUAUUCUUAAAGGGAGGAAUGAAGAAUUGAAAAGUGCUUUGAGGGAGACUAGAAUUGAUGCCAGUAAAGCAACAUUGGAAAGAGAUAAGGCAUUUGAAAAGAUUGAGAAAUUGGAGAAGGAUCACUUCAGCCUACAUGAUUCUAAUGCUGGAAUAGGAUUGUUCAGUGUAAUGAAGCUGCCUGAUGGGAUGGUGCCAUCAAGUUCUGAGGUUAUUGGGAGCCUCACUGAACAUUUAAUAAUUGUGUUACAGGAAUUAUCACAACGUGAGGCCUUAUUAAAGAAUGUUGAGACUUCCCUAAACACAUACAAGAGAAAGUAUGCAGUUCUCCGUCAUCAGCAAGGGUUAUUGUAUCAGGAGCACUUACAAGAGAAGAAGAAGUGGCAAGAGGAAAUAAACAGAUGUUCAAAGCAUCUAAGUGAGAUGCAGGGCCAGCGAGAGGAAGACAUGGUUCAUAUUCAAGAGUUUAAUCGUCUGAUUGAUACUCUUGCCCAUGAUGAUGUAGAAGUAAGACACCGGUUGUCGGAAAUGACAAGGAGAAUUACUGUUCUUCGGGUGAAUGAAAAAGCUUUGACAAGGAGGCAUGCUAUUAUGGAAGAAGUUGAGACACAGCUUAGACGAGAAUGCAGCCAUCUGCGCAAAGAAAUAAAUCAGAUGGAGAUUGCAGUGUCAGAAAGACUGGGUUAUCUUCAGAGAUACAAGGACAUAGCAGCAUUCAAAAUUUCAGCUCUCCAAAGAGCUUUGCAGGAUUCUGUACCAGCCUCAGAUCUGGAAAAGGUUAAUAAACAGUACCACAGUUUGACAGAAAAAUAUCGGGACAUGCUUGAGAAUGGAAAUAACCUUGUCUCAAAAGCAGAACAACUAGAAGGGUUAAAGGCUGAAGUAAGUCAGUUGACAGAAAACAAUAUCAACUUGAAAAAAACUUUGGAAAUGGAAAAAGAAAAAUUACAUUCUCUUGAAGCAGUAAUGGAAGAAGUUCACAAAAAGGGAUAUACCAGCAGUGCAGAUGCCAACUUGUCAGAUGGUCAUAUUAUCUCAAUCUCUAAGAAGAUCACCAUGUUAGAAAUGAAAGAAAUUAAUGAACGACAACGUGCAGAACAUGCAACACAGAUGUAUGAAAAGCAGAGACAGCUUUUACAUGAUUUGGAGAAGAGAAAUAAAGAAUUAGAAGAAAAAUUUGCAGAAGUGACAAAGCUAAAUCUUGAAAUGCAAAAGGUUGAAAGAGAACUUCGAGAUGAAUUAAGCAAUUCUGUACCACAAAGUGUCAGUUCUGCAGACAGAAAGAGAAUAGCUGAUCUGGAAAUGACAGAGCUGUCUCUUAAGCAGGAAGUCUCUAAAUUAAAGGAAAUGGCCGAUAUUGCAGCAACACAAGUUAGAACACUCACAAGUCAGCACAUUUCUCAUGAGAAGGAGUGUCAGUCACUUCGUCAGCAGCUGCUAGAUUUCCAAGCACAGAGUGAUGAUAAAACAGUAAUAGGUAAACUUCAUCGGCACAUAGUACAGUUGCAGGUGAGUGAAGGUACUGCAUUAAAACGUCUGGAAGAAGCUCAGACAAAAUUAGCCAAGUUGGAAGGGCAAGUUCUGCGCAUGGAGCAAAGGCUGGAUGACAAAAAUGAAGCAGUUUACCAUGUUCAGCAAGAAGCUCACAGCAAAUCGAAAUAUCUCAGGAGAGCUUUGCAG